AUGUCUGUUUUCGUCUCUGGUGCUACUGUUAGAUCUCAAACUAAGAUCAACCUUUUUAAUAAACAAUUUGGUAACAUUCCUAAUUUAACUUUAGAAAUUGUUGAAGAUAUCUCCAAACCAAAUGCUUUUGAUGAGGUAAUCAGAAAACACGCCAAGGAGAUUAAAUACAUUAUACAUACCGCCUCCCCAUUCCAUUUUGAAACUACUGAGUAUGUCAAAGAUCUUUUAAAUCCUGCUAUUCAAGGCACUAAAGGUAUCUUAGAAUCGAUUAAAAAAUAUGCCGCUGAUACAGUAGAACGUGUAGUUAUUACAUCUAGUUAUGCUGCUAUAAAGACAUUUGAAAGAGAGAAUGAUAGUACUUUCAUAGUUGAUGAAAGCAAUUGGAAUCCAGACGAUUGGGAAGCGUGCCAAGCUAAUGCUGGUAGGGCAUAUUGUGGGUCUAAAAAAUUAGCUGAAAAGGCAGCUUGGGAUUUCUUAGAAAAAAAUAGAGAUAUUGUCCAAUUCAAAUUAUCUACCGUUAAUCCAGCAUAUGUUUUUGGCCCUCAAAGAUUUGAUGAUGAUGUUACCACAAAAUUGAACACUUCUUGUGAAUUGGUUAAUUCUUUAAUCCAUACUCCUUCUGAUGGUCUAUUCAAACCAGCAGGUAUAUAUGCUGGUUAUGUAGAUGUUCGUGACGUCGCAAAGGCCCAUUUAAUUGCCUUCCAGAGUAAGGAAGCUGUUGGCCAAAGAUUGAUGUUAUAUGCUGGUAAAUUUUCGUCUCAAGAUAUUGCAGAUAUAUUAAAUGAAGACUUCGAUUGUUUAAAGGGCCAAAUACCAAUUGGAAAACCACAUAUGGGUGUUCUUGGCGUUGGUCCACAAGGUUGUAUCAUUGACAAUUCAAAAACCAGGAGGAUUCUUGGUUUUGAGUUAGUUAAUUUGAAAAAGACUAUUCAUGAUACUGCUGCUCAAAUCUUAAAAUAUGAAGGCAAAUUAUGA
Arxiozyma heterogenica is the source of this 975-nucleotide messenger RNA. RefSeq names its product SDR family oxidoreductase. The record is from RefSeq and is a predicted model, not a curated record. Gene Ontology annotation, biological process: steroid biosynthetic process. The transcript is spliced from 2 exons. Gene Ontology annotation, molecular function: 3-beta-hydroxy-Delta5-steroid dehydrogenase (NAD+) activity. Bases 1 to 975 code for a protein of 324 amino acids. NCBI's taxonomy places the organism in Eukaryota, Fungi, Ascomycota, Saccharomycetes, Saccharomycetales, Saccharomycetaceae.